CUGAGCACACAAACACACCGGUCAGGUCACAGGCGGCGGAACGCGGAGCUGCAACUCAACCGCUGGGACAACCUGCGGCGGUUCACCGGCUCCCACACCCGCGUAGUCGACCUCAACUCCCGCCGAACCGGUUCGCUCAGUCGUCUCCACGCGUGUGAGGAACAUGGGCUCGACUGCGGUUUGCUUUAAACGGCGCCUCUGGCUGAGACUCUCUCCCGCCUGUCGGUGAACUGGCCAGACGAACCACGCCCCCUUCCUCCCUCCCUUCUGUCCUCCCAGGCCGCGUUCGGUUCCGCACCUCGCUCUCGGUGUGUGGUGGUGUCUCAAUGGCGGAGCCGGCGGAACCGGCCCCGGGCAGCGUGGAGAAGGCGGCGGACCGCGUCGACGACGCCGACCUGGCUCUGAAGGGGAUCAACAUGCUCCUCAACAACGGCUUCAGGGAGAGCGCCGAGCUCUUCAGAAAACACAGGAACCACAGUCCUCUGAUGAGCUUCGGGGCCAGUUUUGUGAGUUUUCUGAAUGCCAUGAUGACGUUUGAAGAGGAGAAAAUGCAGAUGGCCUUCGAUGACCUCAAAGCUACAGAGAGAAUGUGCGAGAGCGAAAACACCGGCGUCAUUGAAACCAUUAAAAACAAGAUCAAGAGGAGUAUGGACUCUCAGAGGUCCGGGGUGACCGCCGUGGACCGACUCCAGAGGCAAAUCAUCAUCGCAGACUGCCAGGUUUACCUUGCAGUGCUCUCUUUCAUCAAACAAGAGCUGUCAGCGUACAUUAAAGGAGGCUGGGUCCUCCGUAAAGCCUGGAAGAUGUAUAACAAAUGUUACAGCGACAUCACACACCUGCAGGAAGGCGGCGGCAGCAGCAGCAGCAGAAGACGGGACUCGGAACAAAAAGCGUCCCAGUCUCCAUCUCUGUCGUCAUCCUCUGAGCCGUCAGACCACAGCUGCUCGUCUUCCCCCGGGCCGGGCCCGUCCCAGAGGCUUGACGGCAUCAGCCCAGAGGCUCUGGAUAGGCUCAAGGGGUCAGUAAGCUUCGGUUACGGCCUCUUCCACCUCUGCAUUUCGAUGGUGCCGCCGCACCUCCUGAAGAUCGUCAACCUGCUGGGCUUCCCGGGUGACCGCCUUCAGGGCCUGUCGGCGCUCACGUAUGCCAGCGAAAGUAAGGACAUGAAGGCCCCCUUAGCUACCUUGGCCCUCUUGUGGUACCACACAGUAGUGCAGCCCUUCUUUGCUCUGGACGGCACAGACACACAGGCCGGCCUGACAGAGGCCAAGGCCAUUCUCCAACAGAGGGAAGCCAUCUAUCCAAACUCCUCCCUCUUCACGUUCUUCAAAGGCAGAGUCCAACGCCUUGAGUGCCAGAUCAGUAGUGCCUUGACGUCCUUCAGUGAUGCCUUGGAUCUGGCCUCUGAUCAGAGGGAGAUUCAGCACGUGUGUUUAUAUGAAAUAGGUUGGUGCAGCAUGAUCGAACUGAACUACAGAGAGGCGUACAGGGCCUUUGAGCGACUGAAGGCAGAGUCUCGCUGGUCCCAGUGCUACUACGCCUAUUUAACUGGAGUUUGCCAAGGAGCCACAGGUGAUCUCGAGGGAGCCGUAGCCGUUUUCAAGGAUGUUCAAAGACUUUUCAAACGCAAGAAUAAUCAGAUUGAGUUGUUCUCCAUGAAGAGGGCUGAGAAGCUAAGGAGUCCCAGUCUGACCAAAGAGCUCUGCAUCCUGUCUGUGAUCGAGAUACUUUACCUCUGGAAAGCUCUGCCCAACUGCUCCACCGCCAAGCUGCAGAUAAUGACACAAGUCCUGCAGGGCAUUGAAGAAGCCUCAUGCACAGGCCUGAAAAACCUGCUCCUCGGCACCAUCAACAAAUGUCUUCAUAAUACCAAAGAUGCUAUUCAGUAUUUCCAUCUGGCUGUGAGGGACGAGGUUGGUCAUCUGACCAACUCUUACGUACAGCCCUACUCCUGCUAUGAACUGGGCUGUGUGCUGCUGAACAACCCAGAGUCUGCAGUGAAGGGCCGCAUGCUAAUGCUCCAGGCCAAGGAGGACUAUGCUGGCUAUGACUUUGAGAACCGGCUCCAUGUUCGUAUUCACUCGGCUCUCGCUUCCAUGAGGGCUGCAGCUCAGCCGUUACCUGCACCUUAGAAAGAACUGGAAGAAAGUGAAUUUGGAAAAAAAAAAAAAAACACAAUAUCACACUGGGCACUAAAGCUGUUUUCAGACACGAACUCUGGAAAAUAUUUAGCAAAAUUGCGUCUAGAUAUUUUCCUGAGUUUGUCAUUCAUAUAUGACGAAUGUAGCCGGAGAUUGUCCGAGUCAGCGUUUUUUGUUUGCCGUCAUCAACACGCCCACUCCGUCACUGAGAUUUUCCUUGGUGGACUGACAGGAAAAGUUCUGGAAAAUGUCCGAAGCUUCAGUGCUCGUCUGAAAACAGCAUAAGUUUCCACCUGUUUAAUUUUUAUUUUUCCAAAUUAUUUAUUUUUAUUUUCAUAAAAGCCAAAACAAAAAAAAUGUGUGCAAUAUUUAUGUGUGUGUAUAUAUAUAUAUAUACACAUAUGUGUUUUAUGAAAGAACAGUUACAAGGAGUUUACUGAUCUGUUACUGUGCUGCAUAAUUGGGAUUUUGUAGAUGCCUGUUAAACCAGAUAAAAUUAUUUCUCAACUAAUUAUGAAAACCGUCCAUCAUAUUGCUUCCAGAGAGGGUCAAAUCUUCACUCAAAAAGCACAGGUCAAUAAUGUAAAUGGCACGUAAGGUAUUAACUGACAAAACAAAUAUCAUGUAUUUUAUUGAGGCUGAACUCAGCCACAUUCUUACCAUCUCAGUGUUCGUUGUUGCUGUAAAGACUUUGCGACUCCGCUGGCAUGACUACUGAACCGUGAUUAUAUUUUAUUUUAGCCUAAAGCCCCUUUUUUUUAAGCAGAAUUGUUCUUCCUGUAAAUAUGUCUCGCUUCAUAAUUAGCCACUUUUGAGUGGUAACAUUUGCUGUAAACUGGUUCCUACUUUAUAUUUGUUUUAAGAUAAUAAAAUGAUUGUUUAAUCCAG
Scophthalmus maximus (turbot) is the source of this 3029-nucleotide messenger RNA. RefSeq names its product tetratricopeptide repeat protein 39C-like. Bases 327 to 2132 code for a protein of 601 amino acids. Gene Ontology annotation, molecular function: protein binding. Gene Ontology annotation, biological process: otolith morphogenesis; cilium assembly. The transcript has 14 exons. NCBI's taxonomy places the organism in Eukaryota, Metazoa, Chordata, Actinopteri, Pleuronectiformes, Scophthalmidae. The record is from RefSeq and is a predicted model, not a curated record.